AUGUCUCAAUUCACCCUUGACAGCACAUAUUUGAAUGAUUCCAAGAAGAUAAUCAGUGAAAGGAUUAUUCCGUGGGAGGGUCUUGCGAGAUCUAGAGCUGUCACCGAAGAUGAUGCCAAUCAUAUAAAGAUUUUAGAAAAACAAUCCGUUGAAAAUAGGGACAAAACCGUAAAGUCGCAAUUGGACUUGUACUCCAAAGUAUUACUCAACGUUUUGAGUAAGGUCGAUAAAGAUGACGUUGUUAAGAAUGUGUUGACAUUGAUUAAUGAUUUGUUGAUUAAGGUCCCUGAGUUUCAGGACGCACUUUUGAAUUUAUCCUCAAUUGAUAAGGAUCUACCAUUUGACCCAUUUGUCAAACACUUGGACAAGGACCCGUUGAUUACAUCAUUGGCGUUGUAUAACUUGGUUAUUCUUGCCAAGGGUUCGCCAGAUAAGGAAGUGAUUAUCCGUGCAUUUACUGCAAUCACCCAGCUUAUCGAAAAUAGUGAUUCGAAUUUCCAAUUCAUUGGGAUUCAAUUGCUUCAAGAAUUGGUGACAAACAGGAAAUACAAGACAAUUUACCAGGAAAACAAUCUCUUGUCCAAUUUCAAACCAAUAAAUGCAUUGGUCACCAAACUGUCCACCCACCCCAAUGCAACUGGUUUGCAAUUGUCAUAUAAUGUGUUGUUGGCAACUUGGAUAUUAUCUUUUAAUGCCGAGAUUAACAAGUCAAUUAUUCACAAUUUCCCACAAAUUGCCGGCUCACUUUUAUCAAUUGCCAAAGAGUCAAUUAAGUUGAAAAUUGUACGUAUUUCAGUUGCCGUGUUAAAAAAUUACGUUAGCUGUUGUGUGUCUUCUCAAGAGCAAUUCAAAGUUGUCAAGUUGUUGUUGUUUCAUGAUGCCUUGACCACAAUAAAAACAUUAAAGGAAAGGAAGUUUGCUCAGAAUGGAAGCGAUGAAGAAUUGUGCAGUGAUCUUGCUUAUUUGUCAGAUACCUUGGAAGAAACAGUCAAAACUAAAUUAACCUCAUUUGACGAGUACCUCACUGCUUUGGAAAACCCCAAGUUAUUAAGUUGGGCUUCGCCAAUACACAAAUCUACCGAUUUCUGGUUGGAAAACUCAGGCAAAUUUAAGGACUCAAACUAUAAAUUGGUAAAGAGAAUAUUUGAUAUCUUGGGUGCCAAUUCUAAUGACACAACCAUUUGCGUGGUAUUGUUGAACGAUUUGCAAUACUUGAUCAAAAAUCUCGGUCAGGAUUUGAUCCAUUUCAUCAAUACUGAAAAGGGGGGUCUGUACAAGGUGAUGAUUAUGUCGUUUUUGGAAAACAAUCAAGGAAACAAUGAGCUCAGAUAUGAGGCAUUAAAAACCAUUCAAUUACUCGUUGGUCAAAGCUUUUGA
Messenger RNA from Lodderomyces theae, 1377 nucleotides. RefSeq names its product H(+)-transporting V1 sector ATPase subunit H (gene VMA13). NCBI's taxonomy places the organism in Eukaryota, Fungi, Ascomycota, Pichiomycetes, Serinales, Debaryomycetaceae. The record is from RefSeq and is a predicted model, not a curated record. Bases 1 to 1377 code for a protein of 458 amino acids. Gene Ontology annotation, biological process: proton transmembrane transport. The transcript has a single exon. Gene Ontology annotation, cellular component: vacuolar proton-transporting V-type ATPase, V1 domain; fungal-type vacuole membrane. Gene Ontology annotation, molecular function: proton-transporting ATPase activity, rotational mechanism.